Acanthoscelides obtectus is the source of this 186-nucleotide messenger RNA. NCBI's taxonomy places the organism in Eukaryota, Metazoa, Arthropoda, Insecta, Coleoptera, Chrysomelidae. The record is from the annotation of a GenBank genome assembly.
UCGCGCGACGUGCUUCAACCUAACAAACGAACACCCUGUGCAAGGAUGACGACACCGCCGGCGGUCAAGUGGACGCAAGUCGGACGAUCCGGGUGGCUGAUUCUUGUCCUGAUUCAGAUAACGCUGUUCUCCCGGGUAGAAUGCAGACCUCAGACAGGCCAAGAAACAGGAGUAAAUGUCGAGUAA